ACUAUGCCAACAAGAAUGUGGCUGAGAGCAUGCUGGAUCUGGCUCUGCUGAUGGCGAACGCCUCUCAGCUAAAGGCUGUGUUGGAGCAAGGGCCCAACGUCUCCUUUUACGCUCUCAUCGUCACUUUAAUAAGCAUCUCCCUGUGUCUGCAGGUCACCGUUGGAAUCCUUCUCGUCUUCAUAGUUCGAUGGAACCUCAAUGAUGAGCGAAAGCACCGGCAGCUGAACCUUUUGGAGAACUUGGCUACAGGCCUGGUUUUUAUGAUAGUGGUUGUUAAUGUGUUCAUAACAGCCUUUGGAGUCCAUCGGCCAAACCGCACUGACUGACUGAUAAAGUAAAAAAAAAAAAAAAAAACACACAGGUAGGUGUUUUCUCUGCUGACACUGUGCAGUUUACUCCUAUAGACAUCCAUGUUGUCAGCAUGUUUUUGGUUCUGACCUGACCUGCGCAAUCCCCUACCUGACCCACAAAUACGCUGACCCCCCCUCCAAGCUCUGGAAAAGCCCGGAAAUGUUGUUUUCUUCAACUCACACAAAAUCCAAUUCGUGCUCAUUUGCUCGAACAUCAGCAAAGAGAAACAACGGUAGUUACAAAGUGGCGAGGUGUGUAAACAACACAACAUUUGUUCAGAGCCAUU
Thalassophryne amazonica is the source of this 637-nucleotide messenger RNA. RefSeq names its product ninjurin-1-like. NCBI's taxonomy places the organism in Eukaryota, Metazoa, Chordata, Actinopteri, Batrachoidiformes, Batrachoididae. The record is from RefSeq and is a predicted model, not a curated record. Gene Ontology annotation, biological process: tissue regeneration; cell adhesion. Gene Ontology annotation, cellular component: membrane.